UACUCAUUGCAAUUUGUACUGCAACUGAAAAGAACUCUAGAAUAGCGAAACAAAUGAAUAGUUUCUUUUUGACGCCGUAUGUCUUGAAAAAUGCCCCAGCUAACAAACUUUCUGUAAGAUUUUCUUCGGAAGAAGUGGACUUAGGUAACAAGAUACCAGCCUACUCUGCUUCUAUCCCGCCAUACAUACACUAUCCCGCGGAACCGGGUGAAUUGUAUACUUUAAUGAUGGUCGAUGUUGACAUGCCUUGCGCAGGCGCACCUAUCGAUGCUCAAUUCGUCCACGCCUUAAUAGUCAACAUCCAAGGCAACAACCUUGCUAACGCCGACUAUCUGACUUGCUACUACCCGCUCGCACCAUAUCCGGGGUCCGGAUUCCAUAGAUAUGUGAUCGUCCUCUACAAGCAAACUAAGAAAAUCGAUGUUACUACACCAGAAAUGCAAAACAGGCACAAGAACCUCACCAAUUUCAGCAUGAACGACUUCGCAUCGAGGUAUGGACUCGGAGAUGCUGUGGCCGCCAACUUCUUCAUGUCGCAAACCAUAGAGUGUGACAAUGAGCAAUAUACUUAUAAACAAUGUAUGUUGUAAAUGAUUGUAACGAAAAAGUUUAAAACCAGUA
This is a messenger RNA of Maniola jurtina (meadow brown), 621 nucleotides long. RefSeq names its product protein D2-like. The record is from RefSeq and is a predicted model, not a curated record. The transcript is spliced from 4 exons. The coding region runs from base 54 to 590 and encodes 178 amino acids. NCBI's taxonomy places the organism in Eukaryota, Metazoa, Arthropoda, Insecta, Lepidoptera, Nymphalidae.